This is a messenger RNA of Castor canadensis (American beaver), 2272 nucleotides long. NCBI's taxonomy places the organism in Eukaryota, Metazoa, Chordata, Mammalia, Rodentia, Castoridae. The record is from RefSeq and is a predicted model, not a curated record.
UGGAAAGAGAGUGAGGAGAGCGCGACAGCGGUGGUAGCGGCGGCUGCAGUGGCGGUGGCGGCGCAGCCAUCGCUGGACUGCCAGGAGGAGUGCCGAGGCCCCACCUCUGCCUCUCGAAAACCUAAGUUCUGAGACCCCCUUGGAGAAGAGAGGUAAUUGAAGUGGAGUUAGUUCAGGAAAAGCUUCCUGAGAAAGAUUUGGUGAAAAAGGUAUCCGAAGACUGCUGAUUACUCCUGAGACACCUUGAGGAACACAGGAGAAGUAUUGCUGAUUCCUUUGAAGUGCCCUGUUUUCCUCACAGAACCCUGAAGAUUGUUAAGGUCAGAAUGGUUUCAAUCCCAGAAUACUAUGAAGGGAAGAAUGUCCUCCUCACAGGAGCUACUGGUUUCCUAGGAAAGGUGCUUUUGGAAAAGUUGCUGAGGUCUUGUCCUAAGGUGAAUUCAGUGUAUGUUUUGGUGAGGCAGAAAGCUGGACAGAAACCUCAAGAAAGAGUGGAAGAAAUCCUUAGUAGCAAGCUCUUUGAUAGACUGAGAGAUGAAAAUCCAGAUUUUAGAGAGAAAAUUAUAGCAAUCAACAGUGAACUCACCCAACCUAAGUUGGCUCUUAGUGAAGAAGAUAAAGAGGUCAUCAUAGAUUCUACCAAUAUUAUAUUCCACUGUGCAGCUACAGUAAGAUUUAAUGAAAAUUUAAGAGAUGCUGUUCAGUUAAAUGUGAUUGCUACACGACAGCUUAUUCUCCUGGCACAACAAAUGAAAAAUCUGGAAGUAUUCAUGCAUGUGUCAACAGCAUAUGCCUACUGCAAUCGAAAGCACAUUGAUGAAGUAGUCUACCCACCCCCUGUAGAUCCCAAGAAGCUGAUUGAUUCUUUAGAAUGGAUGGAUGAUGGCCUAGUAAAUGAUAUCACACCAAAAUUGAUAGGAGACAGACCUAAUACGUACAUAUACACAAAAGCACUGGCAGAAUAUGUUGUACAACAGGAAGGAGCAAAGCUAAAUGUGGCAAUUGUAAGGCCGUCAAUUGUUGGUGCCAGUUGGAAAGAACCAUUUCCAGGAUGGAUUGAUAACUUUAAUGGACCAAGUGGUCUCUUUAUUGCGGCAGGGAAAGGAAUUCUUCGAACAAUGCGUGCCUCCAACAACGCCCUUGCAGAUCUUGUUCCUGUAGAUGUUGUUGUCAACACAAGUCUUGCGGCAGCCUGGUAUUCCGGAGUUAAUAGACCAAGAAACAUCAUGGUGUAUAAUUGCACAACAGGCAGCACUAAUCCUUUUCACUGGGGUGAAGUUGGUAUGGUUUUAUCUGUUUUUGAAUGUUAAAAUGUAUCUGAAAGAACUUAAAAUGUUCAUUAACUUUUUAAUGUUAGAAUACCCAUGAGACAUUAAGACCACUGAGUUACCAAUUUGUUGUUACUUUGCCAUUUUAAAAGUAAUAACUACCAGUACUGCCUUAUGGUACAUUCUUAGUAAUGUUUCACAAAUGUAAAAAUAUUUUAAUGUAUAUUCCCACUCACCCCAUCCUUGUCUGACCCUUGCUGUUUUUCUAUUGCCACCUGCACCAACCCUCAUAGAUUACCUAUGGUGUAGGAACAGUGCUUUUUUUUCCUCUCAAGAGCACCCUCAAACCUGAUGUUGCUGAUCCGUAGGCAAGAUCACUUCCACCUCCAAGACUUAGUAUAUCAAGUGGUCCCUAAAGUAAUAAAUGAAGAAGUUAGGAAAUAAGAUACAUUUUGCCAGAAUAUUUUCUUCUGACCUUUACUAAGCUUUGUAAAUUCAUAGAUCCUCAGUAGGUAGUAUGUACAUGUACUAGUUUUUAAAUAGGAAUAGUAUAACUUAAUGACAAUUGAAAAACAAUCAUUUUAAAAUUGUUAGAUGAUGAGUUCAGAUUUAAAGUAAAAUGUAUUUAUGGCUUUAAUUUAGUAAUGCAGGUCUUAUUUUACCUCUAAUUAAAUAAUUUUUGUUAUCUCUACAGAACAAUUUUGAUUUCACAGUACAAUGGUGCUGGGAAUCGAACCCAGGGCCUUGCACAUGGUAGGCAAGUGCUCUACCACUGAGCCACAUCCCAGCCCUUAGUUUUUUGAUACAGAAACUUGCUUUGAAGCCCAGGCUGGCUUCCAACUUGGAAUCUUCCUGCCUCUGCCUCCUGAGCACUGGGAUUACAUGCAUGGGUCACCAUGCCUGGAUCCCUUGAGUAAAUUUUCCAUGACACUCAUCCUAGGGUUUUUCUAUGGCAUUUUUAUUUAAAUUUAAAGAUUGGCUAUUAGAGCGUAUACAGAAAAAAA